GACAUUCAAUCUUCCCUAGCAUGUAGUACUCAACCAAUCUUUUAUUAUCUUGAAAAAAUUCACAUAUAUAGAUUUGAAAAAGAUAAACACACACAUAUAUUUUAAUCAGGAUCCAUUUCCAUGGUGGACUAUAACACCACCACCACCACCAUUUAUAAAUACCUUUCCCCCAUCUCACAACCUUCCUUACUAUACCACUUAAAACUCUUUUCUAUACCUCAAGAAAACCUUAAAAAAAAAUUCCAUCAAAAAAUUUCAUCACUACACAAAUCCAAAAAUGGGAGGAGGAACUUCACCCUGUGCCUCCUGCAAACUGCUCCGACGACGCUGCGCAAAAGACUGUGUCUUCUCCCCUUAUUUCCCCCCAGAUGAUCCUCACAAGUUCGCCAUUGUUCACAAGGUUUUUGGUGCUAGCAAUGUGAGCAAGAUGCUGCAGGAGCUUCCAUUUCAUCAAAGAGGAGAUGCAGUGAGCAGCUUAGUGUAUGAAGCUAAUGCUAGGAUGAGGGACCCUGUGUACGGCUGCGUGGGCGCGAUUUCGUAUUUGCAGAAUCAAGUUUCGCAGCUGCAGAUGCAGCUAGCAGUGGCUCAAGCAGAGAUACUUUGCAUUCAGAUGCAGCAAGAGCAGCAGCAGCAGCAGCCACCAUUCAUGCCUAAUAACAAUGAUAGUGCUCAAGAUGAGAAGUCCCUUGUUAAUUUUAGUAGCCUCCAACAAUACCUUAGCUUUGCUUCAACUAGUUCUACCAAUAAUGUGAUGCAAGAUCCUCUCAAGAGAGAGUCCCUUUGGACUUAAUUAAUUAGCUAGGGUUAAUGUUUUCCUAAUUAAUUUGGUACGUAUUUUGUUUCAUCAGCACGUAUUUUAGAGGGAACUAGCUAGCUUUUGUGUGUAUUAGUUUUGAACAUCUAACUAGCUUAAUUAAUUAUAAUCAAAGUUUCCUCUCC
Messenger RNA from Salvia miltiorrhiza (redroot sage), 939 nucleotides. Its product is annotated as LOB domain-containing protein 12. Bases 278 to 790 code for a protein of 170 amino acids. Lineage: Eukaryota; Viridiplantae; Streptophyta; Magnoliopsida; Lamiales; Lamiaceae. The transcript has 2 exons. The record is from RefSeq and is a predicted model, not a curated record.